Molecule: messenger RNA, 1237 nt
Organism: Thalassophryne amazonica
Lineage: Eukaryota; Metazoa; Chordata; Actinopteri; Batrachoidiformes; Batrachoididae
Product: glutathione-specific gamma-glutamylcyclotransferase 1-like
Exons: 3
Coding region: 231-803 (190 amino acids)
Biological process (GO): glutathione catabolic process
Cellular component (GO): cytoplasm
Molecular function (GO): glutathione specific gamma-glutamylcyclotransferase activity; gamma-glutamylcyclotransferase activity
Source: RefSeq, a predicted model, not a curated record
GGGGAGUGAAGCUGUGUGUGAUUAGUUGGUUGGCUUUGCUAACCCCGCCUUCCCUGUGUCAUUGGUUGGAGCGUCUCCUUGUGACGUGAGCAGGACAACAAAAACGUUUAUAGGCAACAACAUCCAGAAGAGAAGCUGCACAUCCUGAAGGCCAUUUGUGCUCAGGCUGGUGAUUUUUAUUCAUUUUCAGAGUGAACUGUGAAGAACAAAAGUUUAUCACAAAGACGAUUAUGAUGAAAUGUGCGGCUGGAGUAGAAACCAGUCUGUGGAUCUUUGGAUAUGGCUCCUUAGUGUGGAAUCCAGAUUUUGUAUAUAAGAAGAGUAACAUCGGUUACAUUAAAGGAUAUAAAAGACGCUUCUGGCAGGGAGAUCAUUUUUAUCGAGGAGACGAGGAAAAGCCAGGCCGAGUGGUCACACUCGUGGAGGAUCAGGAGGCCUGCACAUGGGGAGUGGCGUAUGAGGUGGCUGAUUCCCAGGUGAAGGAUUGCCUUGAGUACUUGAACAUGAGAGAGGUGGCGAUAGGGGGUUAUGUUGCAGAGUGGGUGGAGUUUAUCCCCAGGAAAAAGGAUCAGGGGGUUCUACUGGCACUUGUUUACAUCGCCACUUCUGACAACCCCAUCUAUCUAGGACCCGCCCCAGAGAAGGAGAUCGCUGCUCAGAUCGCCAUCUGUAAGGGCAGCACAGGUCACAACCUCGAAUACCUCCUUCGCCUAAUGGAGUUCAUGAGGCGCUACUGUCCUGAGGCGGAGGAUGAGCACCUCUUCGCCAUCGAGGCCGCUGCUUUGACAUUUUUUGUUAACUGAACCCAGACACAGACAAUCUGAACUUCUAAGAACAACAUAAAAUAUGAAAAAAGAACAUUGCAUAACAUAUUUAUUAAAGGUGCAAAUUGCGUAUUGACAGCUGGUACAUUUUUUUAUUUUUUUAUUUGAAUGUGUCUAACAGAUAAAACUGGCUUUUCAUGCAGUUGAAUUUUUGAAAAUGUGUUCUGUUUAUUUUUUAAUGGCUCUAAGACUGUACCUUUUGUAUUUUUGAAGGCUGUGGAGAACUUAAAAGUUGUACUGCAGCUUUUAAAUCGUGUUUUAUGCAUACCUCUGGCAUAACAUUUGUAAAAUUUACACUAUUUUAUCUUAUGGGCUUCUCUUUUUAAACCUUUGUUGUAAAAGGUUACCAUAAUAUGUUGUAUGUUAUGCAUUUUUAAAGUUUAUUUUAAUAAAAACACUCCAGUUUAAAACUG